Molecule: messenger RNA, 4725 nt
Organism: Rhagoletis pomonella (apple maggot)
Lineage: Eukaryota; Metazoa; Arthropoda; Insecta; Diptera; Tephritidae
Exons: 8
Coding region: 1-2676 (891 amino acids)
Molecular function (GO): RNA binding
Source: RefSeq, a predicted model, not a curated record
AUGUUACAUGACUCACGUAUACCGAUUCCAAGCAAACCGCCAGUGAGCAAGGAAAAUACAACUAAACUAAUCACAUCACUCAACACAACCAAAAAGAAAUCAAUUUGCCAACAAGCAUACCUACAAGGCUUUUUGGAAAUCACCAACGAUACAGACCCCCAACUACUACUUUUCACUGAUGGAUCGCGAAAAACUUUUUCCGAAAUUACCAAAAACACACCCAAUCAAACAACAACAACAACAACAAUCAAUUCAUCCGCUCAUGAUCUACAUCCACAAAAAUCAACCACAAAAACAACAAUAGAACGCAAAACAAAUAGUGAAUCUUGCAUCAAUAUAAAUGAGAUAAAUGAAAAUUCGAACGUUCAACCAAAUAUUUUAAAUAAUCAAACAAAACAAAUCAAUGAAACAGCUGUCAACAAUGCAACUUAUACGGAGGAAACAAAUUCCGAAAUGGUUGAUCUAACUUCCCUAGCAUCCCAAAGAUAUUUGCCACAAUGUGCAUCAAUAUCACCCACAUCUCAUUUGUUUAAGAAAUAUCCAGAAAUUAAAGUUACAGAGUAUUUUUCCACAAUAAAGACUACACCACUUCAAAAUCUGGAAUCGCAAUAUUCGCAAUACAAUAUGAACGUUACUCAAUAUGAAGCAUCGCAAAAUAAUCUAUUACACCAAACAAUCACAAUAAAUAAUGGAACGAACCUGUAUGUAACUAAUAUUUACAAAGAAACAGAUGUCAGCUUAACAACGGAUAUGGUGGAAGAGAUAUUUAACAAUCAGCCAAACGCACAAACUGGUCGAAAGGAAGGUCAUCAAAUAAUAUGUGGAGAUCUAAAUGCGCACAAUACAUUAUGGGGCUCGUCUAGUUGUAAAAUUAAAGCUCUUCGUGCAAAAACAAAUACGUACAUCAAGACACCUGUGCGCGGGGAAGAGCCUGUUUUUGUGGUGACAGGUCGUAAAGAAGAUGUAGCCAAAGCUAAGCGCGAGAUACUGUCUGCGGCAGAACAUUUCAGUUUGAUCCGUGCAACUCGAAAGCCAUCCGUUGAUAGUAAUUUAAGCGCUACGGUUAACAGUAGUAUUGAUGGCAGCAAUUGUAAUGCAAAUAGUUUCGGAAAGGCGCCGCCUGGCCCACCAUCUAUACCGGGACAGAUGACUAUACAAGUACGAGUACCAUAUCGGGUGGUUGGGUUGGUAGUAGGCCCUAAAGGAGCAACCAUUAAGCACAUUCAACAUCAGACUCAAACCUAUAUUGUUACACCUUCCCGUGAGAAAGAACCGAUAUUUGAAGUAACUGGCUUACCGGACAACGUACAGUCUGCACGUAAACAAAUCGAAGCCCAUAUUGCGCUACGUACCGGUCAUAUGCCUCCUACCGGUAGUAACUCUAACGCUUUAGCUGCUCCAAUAAGCUCUUCAAAUGAAUCACUGGCUGUACAUAGCCUAAAUGUUUUAAGUCAGAUCUUAAACGAUCCCUCUAUAGAUUCUGAUUUACUUGUUUCACUUUAUAAAGCUGACACACUGAGAUCUGCAUUUGAUUACGCUGAUGAAAAUUGUGAACUUAGUGCUAAUAAAGCAGGAAAUAUGAAAGGUUUUGAUGCACAGGAUAAUAAUAAGCUAAAUUUUAAAAUGGGCUGCCAGGAUAGCGCUUCUGUUGAGAAACAGUCAUAUAUGGCUCUACUGCAUUCUGAAAACCCUCAGUUGCGAGAUAUGCGCAACACAUCACAUCAAACUAACGAAUUCGUGAAUUGUUUGAGCAACAGUUGUAAUAAUCUCAAACAAAUAAAAAGUGAUCAAGAGUCUGACUUACUUACUGACGUAGACCAUAUUCAUCACGUGCAGCAGAAACAACCUUUAUAUCCAUCAUCACAGCCAAUACUUAGUUUAAGCCAUCAGCUGCAACCAGUAUCCUCGUUAUCAUCACUUCCCCCUUUACAAAAUCAUGCACCAUUUGUUGGUAACGUAGGAUCGUAUACGCAAACAUUGAAUUUUGUUAACAAUGCUGCAACCGUAAGUUACAAAUCUCAAAAUACUACAGCGGCAAUUAAUAACACAAGUACAGGUGCUUUGCCAAUUCUACGAAAUGGUACUCAUACCAGCAAUGGCAUGGCACGGUCUUGUUCAUCCGCUUCCUCGACUGCGUCAUCAAAAAGCGCCAACAACAGUGGUGGGAGUGGUAGUAGCAGUCGGCCAGAACUCAGUAACAUUUGGAAAAAUUUAGGCGACUCUCUUGAUGUAGAUGAAGGGAUCGGUGAUUCGCCCAACAUUUGGACUUUGCCUACGCCAUUGAUACCAUUGACAGGAUCUCAUUGUUCGCCAUCGACUUCAAUUAGUCCGACUGACUCACUUUUGGGUGAAAUAUCCGCACCACAUACUUCUCAUCAAAACAACGUUGGCAUUAGCAAUUUAAUAAAUGAAUCUCAUGAACCGAUUAGUAAGAAAAAAUUAUUGCAACAAAACCAUACAAAAAAUGGCGAUGCAGUUCAAGCGCUUGUUAAUAGCUCCGCAAUCCAACGGCGUGAUUGUUUGGUAUGUAAUAGCAAAGAAAUAACUGCUGUAUUGGUGCCAUGUGGCCAUAAUAUGUUUUGUAUGGAAUGCGCUAAUCGCAUUUGCGAAUUAGGCGAUGCAGUUUGCCCCGUUUGCAGUUUAAACGUCUAUCAUGCUAUGCGCAUAUUAGCAUAAAAAAUUGCGCGAAUUAAAAAAAUACCGGGACGUUGCAAUGACCCAAAUUGAGAACUCUUUACUCAAGAGACAACUUAUGCAAAGCGAAACUUGAAGAGAUAUAAGAAAAAUUAUAUGUAACGUUCCAGUCAUAGCGCUCAUCAUUGUCGACUCAGCAUUUAAAUUUUCUAUACUACUAAUGAAGCCAUAUCCGUUUUCCAUGGAGCAAGACGGCUGGAAGAAAAAAUUUAAUUAUGUAUUAUCUAAAGCCAGAAGGGUAGUUGAGAACGCUUUCGGCCAUUUGAUAGCGCGGUUUCGAAAAAUUGGAAAAGGGAUAGAUAACAAAAUUUACAAUUCGAAAUUGAUAAUUAAAGCAUGUUGUGCCAUCCAUAAUUUCCUUAUUAACCGUAACGAUGAGAUCAGUAAUAUUUGGAGGCUGGCUCAGCAGAGAAUUGAUGAUAGCCAUCAUACUUAUGAAGAUAAUUGGAUAUUAAAUGACUUCCGAGUGUUCUGCAGAAGAAAUAUGGCAUGCACUCUCUCUUACCUUGAUUUAAAAAGUUCAACUUAAGUAAUACAACAACAUAAUACAUAGACAUGAACAUGGACUUAAAUAGUAUAUAUGAUAACACGUCGGAUAAUAUACCGAUCACCAAGAGAGAUCUCAAAAACUUGAAACAAAAAAUGUUGAUGAAUUGACAAAAACAGAGAGAAAAAUAUUGUCUGGUAUGUACGUAAGGGGUGAUCCAUCUAGACCUUUAUUUUAUUUUAAAUAAAACACUUCAAACAGAACUGGAUGUGUGACUCUUUAUUAUCACCCAAACGAGAUGUUUUGUGAACUAGAGUAGCCUAACUAACAUUUGGAAAGAACUCUAAUAAUAUUAUAAUUGGCUCGUGUCUCUAAAACAUGUCUAAUCAAUUUCUAAUCCUUACCAUAUUAAGUAGUAAGCAUUAGACAUGGAUUAGACAAGAAUUACAGUCAUGAGAGACUUAACCGUAGUAAGAUUUUUGUUUUAUUGUGUCGUUAUUGUGGAGUACGAUCGAUAUCUACAAGUAUAAAUAUUGUAUAUCUCUGUAGAAUUAAAUCACAAUUAAAAAACGGUGAAGAAGACUCCUACUCGCAUUUUGGAAGAAACGAAAGUAAGAAGGCAGAACCAUACAGAAAGGAAAGUGGCCACCAGUCUUCCAAAACAACCGUAUACCAGUCUCGAAGAAUUCAAAGCAUUUGAAAAAGAAAACCAAGAACAUCACUCCAAAUUUAAUAGCCUGAUAAUAUUUUAUUUUAAUUGGUCUGAUAUAACUUGGAAAUUAAGUAAUCGAUAAUCCAUUUUUUCAGAUGGCUGACUUUUCAUUAGUGUUUUCACAAUCUGCGGAAAAGUUUGUAAAAGCUGCCAGGCGAAAAAUAUUAUCUGAUGGGGCCGCUCAGCAUUUAUCUUGGAAGGGCACAGAAACCAGAAUGUCAGCUAGAUCACUGAGUGUGACAACGGCUUUAAAAAGCUCAUUUUCGAGAAAAUAUCCACAUAGUUCGGACAGCGAAUUCGGACGAACUAGUAUUUCCUUUUUCCAACAUGCAAAAACUAGUUUUCUCAAGAAAAAAAAUUACAAAACCAGGAAGACUGUGUAAUAUGUAAACAAAUAUUUAUGUUUUAGUUGUAUGAAAUGCGUUUUUUUAGUUUUAAACGUUAUUUAAGUUAACUUCUUUAUUAUGUUCUGAAGAAUUUAUUUUAAAUGUUGAAAGACUGAGAAAUAGCCUUAGCAAUUCAGCAGCUGUAUAACUAUAGAAAUUAUUUUAUCUUUCGUUUGACACUUAUGUAUGUACAUCGUGAAGAAAACAUAAAUAUAAAAUAUACAUACAUUCCACAUAAUAAAUUUUAUUUCCACAAUUGAAGUACAAUUGAUAAAUGACCUUUGAAAUUGAUUUGAGAAUUAACCAUAUUCUAGAAUGGAGAUCAAACUCCCCUCUUUUUGUUGAGAAAGCUGUAAUUUUCAAAUCAAUAUCAAAUCAUUUUCAAACGUUUGACAUUUGAGAAACGGCUUUAGGAUUUUUUAGUUUUAAAUGUUACUUUAGUUAAC